GUGUUUUCUGUCGAAGUGUGCCAAGACUCGGGGAGAAGGAGUUUGAAUGACACUACAUAAUCAUCACUGAUAUGGCACCUUGGCUACUGAAUCUGGUCCAAUAUCAUGGACUCUUCCUGAUGAUUUUUGUACUGGGCAUUGGAGGCUCCUUUCAGUAUGGCUUCCACAUUUCUGUCUUGAACUCUCCUUCACCAUUCAUAAAGGCUUUCAUUAAUGACACAUGGAUACAACGUUACAACCUACCCAUAAGGGACAAUGCUCUAAGGAUACUCUGGUCAUUUAUUGUAUCAAGCUACUGCAUUGGCGGCCUUGUGGGAUCAUUGGGAUCUGGAUAUAUAAUGUCAAAAUAUGGAAAAAAGAAAUGUCUGCUGUGCAAUGAUUUGAUUCCAAUAGCGGCGGCUUUGCUGAUUGGCUGCAGUAAGACUGCCAAGUCAUUUGAGAUGAUACUAGUUAGCCGCUUUCUUUAUGGUUUUAAUGCAGGGCUUGGACUUAAUAUCCAUUCACAAUAUGCAGGAGAAAUCGCUCAUAAAAGCCUACGUGGAUUUACGAACACAAGCAUCUCUAUAUUUGUGACGACUGGAAAACUAAUAGGUCAGGUACUUGGACUCAGCGAAAUAAUGGGCACUGAGUUCAGGUGGCCCAUCCUCUUGGCUCUGAGUGGAGUGUGGUCUCUGGCCCAACUAGUAACCCUGCCAUUUUUCCCCGAAUCCCCACCAUACCUCCUAAUGGUGAAAAACAACAAGACAAGCUGCAUGAAAGCCUUGAAACAGCUAUGGGGGGACAGAGAUCACCAGACAGAGAUAGAUGAGAUGCUGAAAGAACAAGCUGCCCGCAAGAGCGCCCGCUGUCUGAGUGUCCUGGGGUUGCUUCGGGAGCCUUCCCUACGCUGGCAGCUCUACAUGCUCAUUGCUCUAACCAUUGCUUUACAGCUGUCUGGUGUCAAUGCUAUUUACUUUUAUGCUGCCGACGUGUUUCGAGCUGCCAGAUUCGACUUCUCACAAAUCCCGUAUUUGACAGUAGGGGUCGGUGUAUGUGAGUCCUCUUCAGUUAUCCUGUGUAGUGUAUUGGUGGAUCGUUUCGGCAGAAGAGUUUUAUUACUCAGUGGAUACGCAGUUAUGGUUCUGAGCCUAGGCUUGCUUACUGUGACACUCUCAUUGCAGGAACAAUACACCUGGAUGCCUUAUUGCAGUGUGACGCUAAUCUUUAUAUUUGUUCUAUCUUUUGGGACAGGACCAGGCGCUUCCACCAUGACCAUCAAUGUAGAACUUUUUUCUCAAGAGGCCAGAGCAGCAGCUUUUGUCAUUGUGGGAUUAAUAAACUGGAUGGGAUUGUUUAUCAUUGGCAUGGUCUUUCCAUUUGUGGAGGCCAGCCUGGGGCCUUAUUGCUUCCUCAUCUUCCUGAGUAUCAUAGCGGUUUGUGCUGUAUUUCUCUACUUUUACCUCCCAGAAACAAAAGGAAAAUCUGCAAUAGAGAUUAAAGAAGACUUCAAAAAGUACAAUUACAAAAAAGAACAGCAGCUACAGAACCCAGAAAUUCAUAUGAUAUCCACCAAAUUCUGAUUUGUUUUUGUGUCUGUUUUUGUAGACCUCUCACCUAAAAAGGUUCACUUAUCAAGAGACCAUAAAAUGUAGCCCGUUUUUUGUAGUGACGGUUUAAAUAUUGUGAUGAUGUUUUUUACAGUGUUGUAUAGGAUUUAUUUACCUUUUCCGAUGUGGCCCUCACAGACAGUUGGUCCCCACAGAAUAGUCCAAACUAUGGC
Messenger RNA from Spea bombifrons (plains spadefoot toad), 1759 nucleotides. RefSeq names its product solute carrier family 2, facilitated glucose transporter member 9-like. Gene Ontology annotation, biological process: monosaccharide transmembrane transport. The transcript has 12 exons. The record is from RefSeq and is a predicted model, not a curated record. Gene Ontology annotation, cellular component: membrane. Gene Ontology annotation, molecular function: hexose transmembrane transporter activity. NCBI's taxonomy places the organism in Eukaryota, Metazoa, Chordata, Amphibia, Anura, Pelobatidae. The coding region runs from base 72 to 1559 and encodes 495 amino acids.